Trichoderma asperellum CBS 433.97 is the source of this 5747-nucleotide messenger RNA. RefSeq names its product swr1 complex component (gene SWR1). The record is from RefSeq and is a predicted model, not a curated record. Gene Ontology annotation, cellular component: Swr1 complex. Gene Ontology annotation, molecular function: ATP binding; histone binding; ATP hydrolysis activity. Gene Ontology annotation, biological process: chromatin remodeling. NCBI's taxonomy places the organism in Eukaryota, Fungi, Ascomycota, Sordariomycetes, Hypocreales, Hypocreaceae.
GUUUUGCAGAGGAGACGGGAAUUGCUCACAAAAAUCGCUGCAGCUCUCCGCCCAGGCCUCUGAUCAUGUGCAAAUUCUGUCCGAAUGUUCGGUGAAUCGCCACGAAUCCGUAGACACCCAUUUCUCCCCACCAAAUGAUAGCCUCACAGAGAUUAAGCCUGCGACGUCCCUUAGCUCCACGUUGCUAUUAUGCCCGAGACCGCGUCGCCCGACCAUGUGCUUCCGGACGCGGAAUCUCUAGCAUCCUCAACAGCGGACAGAACCCUCGCCGUUGACGCAAGUGACGCGCCGCCAGUCGAGACAGAGGGCCGAGAUGCCGUGGCGGAAUCCCAUGCGAAUGGACAUGUCCAUGACGACGCGACGCCUGCUCAGGCAAAUGGCCACGUGCUGCAGACAGCAGAAGCCAUGGACGACCAUCAUGACAACGACGGCGAGCGGCCGGCAAAGAGACAAAGAACUCGGAAUUCGACUCCUCCGCCGCCUACCGUUCGAAAGCUGAAGCCCAUAUCGCCACCAUGGAAGAAGAUCGAGGCCGACGGGCCAACAUCAUACCACGAGAACGGACGGCGCAAAUCUGGCCGCAUCAAUUCGCAGCCUUCCCCAGUCGAGCCGCCCAGUACGAAGCGCACUACUCGGCACUCUGCCAAUGGAUCGGCCGGAAACAUUCUGAAGGAAAACCCAUUGCCGAACGGCAAAGCCAGCAAGGCUGCAGGAGGAGGCGCAUCCAAACAGAAACCCACGACCAAGACCACGCCAGCUCACCCUGCUCCCUCCGAAUCGAAUUCGAGAUAUGCCUCUAGGAGAGGUGCUGCCCCCGAACCUAGAUCAUCCUCUAGACUCUCACGUCGACGAACUCCUUCGCCCCCACCACCAUCCCUCAGGCACUCGACACGCACACGAAGAGGAGCCGCGAUUGCGCCAGAUACCCCGACCAGCGUCACUAAACAUAAUACGUUCGAGAGCUCCGGCAAAUCACCUCGAUUGAAGCUGAAGGUUGGGCCUCGGCUCACAGUGAUUCCCUUGGUUCAUCCAGACCAGGUACGCAAACGACCACGAAUUGGGACGGAUUUUGAUGACUUCUGGGAUCGAGCUGGGAGUAUUCCGGUAGAGGAGGGCGGCCUCCUGAUGUCUGAGGAUGGGCCCCCGUAUACGGACGAAAUGGCACAAACCGAUGCGCGGAUGGUUCUCCGUAUUGAGCGUGAGGUCGAGCCGGGCGGGCUCCUUUCAGUACAACGAUGCUCCCUAUUCGCACCUGAAGGAGAAGAAGAACCGCCAAGACAAUGGGCUCGUCAGGACCAUAUGACAAGGGCCGCAAGCCACUUCCGAAAGCUCAUGAUUAUAGAGCAACAACGGCAUCGAUCGGUAGCUAAAAAGCUUGCUGAAGCAUGUCGUGAGGAAUGGCUACGCCGUCAGCCCAAGUCUGCUGAAGAGAUAGAAGCAGAAGCCAGAGCUGUGUGGCUGAUGCGCUAUCGCGUUGUUCUCAGAUCACUCUUCGGUACCUGGGAAAAUGUUCGUGCAGAGGUGAACCGGCGGCGACUGGCACAAUGGGAAGCAGAAGAGCAGAAGAGGGUCAAGGCUGCCCUAAACCAGGCCGUCAGUUUAUCGGAGCAGAAGCUGCAGGCUCGACGCGCUGGGGGUGUAGAUUCUGAAUCUCUCUACGACGAAGAUGAUGGCUUUGAUGAUCUAAGUGACAGUGCUAGCGGAGACGACGGCGAAAUUGACGAUUCGCGUCUGGCUUCGGCAGAGACCGACGGCAGUAGCGAUGGCGGCAAUGAUGACGACGAUAGCGAUGUGAUGUCUUCUUCCGAAGAUGAAGAAGAUGAAGACCAGAAGGACGCAGCAGAUGAAGGCCUUACUCAAGAACAGCUACGGGCGAAAUACGCUAACAUACCUGAGUUGGUAGCCCCUGAGGAGCCAGAGUCGGUCGCCGAAAAUACAGAAACCCCUGGCAAUGUAGAAGGGUCAGAUGCCGAGACCAGUGAUGAAUCAGUGGACAUGGACGACGACCUGGGUUCAACUGAUUUUAACAGCAGUGGCGAAUCCGGAGAUGAAGCGUCAAGUGAUGAGUCGGGUUCCGAAGACGGAGCCAGUGGGCUGCUGGGGCUGUUCUUUGGAAAGUCGGAGCUUAAAGCAAUGUCAAAGGAUGAAGCAAAGGCUGAAAGUCCCGAGCAAGAAGAAGCUGAAACCCAAGUUCUUACAUCUGAGAUGGACGUUACGCAACCAGACCCUGAACUUGAAGAUGACGAUGAAAUGUCGCUCGUCCGCCACCCUGAUUCUAUAAACGGCGACGAUGCCAAAGAAAAUGGCGAUGAUAACAAUGAUAUAAAACCCGCAGUGGAUAACAAGCCAGACAGCUCGGAAAUCGCACAACAGCCUGGUAAUGAAACCAAGGAGCAGGACGUUCCUUCAGACCACACUGGUAUGGAGUUGGAAAAUGUUGAUCAGGACACUACGAUGGCAGAUGUUCCGGCGGAUUCGCCAGCUAGCGACGUGUCAAAAUCGGAAGAGCUUAAAAGCACCACAGCUUCAGACAAAUAUGCUCAUCCUGAAACAGAGCUUGCGAAUGUCCACUCCGAUACUUCUUGCGACACAUCAUUGCCAACGACAGUGGAAGCUAAGUUGGAAGCAAAGCCAUCUAAUAACGAAAUAUCUCUGGAAGAGAAGCAGACAGAAAUGUCUCUAGAGGAGAAACAGACUGAGCCAGUGGAAUCAAUGCCCACUGCCACUGAUGAGGCUACGAUACCUGAGCCUUCCGUUCACAAAGUUGAAGUUCCGCCGCUCCUCCGGGGAACACUACGCGAAUAUCAGAGACAAGGCCUCGACUGGCUAGCUGGUCUCUAUGCAAACAAUACCAACGGCAUCUUGGCAGACGAGAUGGGUCUAGGUAAGACGAUUCAGACCAUUGCGCUGCUGGCGCACCUUGCCUGUCGUCACGAAGUUUGGGGCCCACACCUUGUCAUCGUUCCCACCAGCGUCAUGUUGAACUGGGAAAUGGAAUUCAAGAAGUGGUGCCCUGGUUUCAAGAUACUCGCUUACUAUGGCUCCCAAGAAGAACGAAAGAGAAAGCGACAAGGAUGGAACAAUGACGAUGUUUGGAAUGUCUGCAUUACUUCCUAUCAGCUAGUACUUCAAGAUCAACAGGUGUUUAGACGCCGAAGAUGGCACUAUAUGAUCCUAGAUGAAGCGCACAACAUCAAGAACUUCAAGUCGCAGAGGUGGCAGACGUUACUGGGAUUCAAUACGCAUUCACGCCUUCUCCUUACCGGAACUCCUCUACAAAACAACCUGACAGAACUGUGGUCACUCCUCUUUUUCCUGAUGCCUGCAGAAAAUGGUGUUGGAGGAUUUGCAGAUCUGCAAGAGUUUCAUGACUGGUUUCGCAAACCGGAGUCACAGAUUUUGGAAAGUGGAAGAGAUCAGAUGGACGACGAAGCGAAAGCCAUUAUCGGGAAGCUUCACAAAGUUUUGCGUCCAUAUCUUCUCAGGCGUCUCAAAGCAGAUGUAGAGAAGCAAAUGCCGGCCAAAUAUGAACAUGUGGAAUUCUGCCGGCUAUCAAAGCGCCAGCGUGAGCUGUACGAUGGGUUCUUGGCACGCAGCGACACGAGGAACACGCUUGCGUCUGGGAAUUAUCUCUCUAUUAUCAAUUGUCUGAUGCAGCUUCGUAAGGUCUGCAAUCAUCCCGACCUGUUUGUCGAUCGUCCUAUCAUGACCUCGUUCCGCAUGCGCAAGUCUGUAACUGCCGAUUACCAGGCUACGGUAAGGGCUGUGCAGCGGUCUUUUUUCGCAGAAAGCCCAAUGAGCUCUGUCAAUUUGGCCUUUUUGAAUCUAGUACCAACACAGCACGAGCAUCUAUCUACGAUGAAGGCUGAUAGCAUUGCCCAACUAAGCUCACACCGCAUACUUAUGGAUCUCCGAGAAGCGCAGAAAUGCCGAGCGCAAAAUGCUUACACAACUCUUGAUCCAGGCACGGUGGAAUCGAACAUUGCUUAUGUUGAGAGUGCUGCCCGAUGGGGACGUUUUGAAGAAUUGCAGCACUGUGUCUAUCUCAACGCCCUUCGCCGCCAGCAAAGGCCAAUUUACGGGAGCAAUGUUGUUAAAUUGCUAAAUAUUAACGCUCAUAACCCUCUUCGCAAACCUCGGCCUCUAGUUCCCCGGAAAAUCAUGGACUGGUUCGAAUCCGACUCAGCCUUUGUGCAAGCAUUGACUCCAUCUCUCGACCAGAGAGCCGAUUCCUUGAAAACUACAAUUGAAAAAUUUUCUUGCGUCACACCCGCUGUCGUGACUCGAGAUCUCGACCAGUUCAUUCUAGGUCGCAAGGGCAUUGAGGCAUUUACGGACGAAGACCUCAAGCUAUCAGCACCAGUGCGUUGGGCGCCCUUUAUGCCCAAACAGCCCCCUUCAGAUCCAUGGCAUGAGGCCCGAAUGCGUCUUACUAUCCAAUUUCCUGACAAGCGUCUUCUCCAAUACGACUGUGGCAAGCUCCAGGCUCUGGACAAAUUGCUCCGCAAGCUGCAGAGCGGCGGUCAUCGUGCGCUCAUCUUUACGCAAAUGACAAAGGUGCUCGACAUUCUGGAGCAGUUUCUAAACAUUCAUGGACACAAGUAUCUACGACUUGACGGUGCCACAAAGGUUGAACAACGCCAAAUUUUGACUGAUCGCUUCAACCAUGAUUCACGCAUUCUUUGCUUCAUCUUGUCCACUCGAUCAGGAGGACUGGGCAUUAACCUUACGGGCGCAGACACAGUCAUCUUUUACGACCAAGACUGGAAUCCAGCUAUGGAUAAACAGUGUCAGGACCGAUGCCAUCGUAUCGGCCAAACACGCGACGUCCAUAUUUACCGCCUCGUGAGCGAACAUACCAUUGAAGCGAAUAUUCUUCGCAAGGCAUCGCAAAAGCAGAUGCUAGACGAUGUCGUUAUCCAGGAGGGAGAAUUCACUACGGAUACGUUCAAUCGCCCCUCUGUCAGAGACGUCCUUGGCGAGAAAGUCGAUUUCAUGAGCGAAGGCGUUGCUGCUGCAGAUGCCGCUCUCGAUCUAGUCCUUGGUGGGUCUGAAAGUAGUAAUGAUCAGCGCCGCGUUGGUCGCGUUUUUGAGCAGGCCGAAGACAAAGAGGACGUUGCCGCCGCGCGUGUUGCAGAGAAGGAGAUUCUUGCUGACGAUGCUGACUUUACGGAGAAGCUGGGUGGACCUGCCUCUGGCACAUCAACCGCACGGCAAGGAACGCCGGCGGGUAAAUCCAUCUUUGACGGCGGCAUUAGUAUACUAGAUGGCCCGGAAGAGAGCGGCAUCGACAUAAUCGAGGAGUAUAAUGCUUGGGGCGGAAGAUUGGGCAAUAUUGACGACUAUAUGCUUUCUAUUAUGACCGAGGAACUGAAGUUUACGAAACUGGAAUUGCCAAAGGACAAGAAAAAAGGGAAAAAGAAGGGCAAAGACACAAGGAAACGGUAAUGGCGGAGGUUUCAUCAGUCCUAAGCGAAUCUUGAUGGCAAAGAUAACGACCAUUGCAUGUAUCACAUCAUUGUGUGUAUAAUACUUUUAUUGUUGUUUCUGCUGUUGUAAGUGUACAGUACGGCGGGAGACCUGGGUGUUGCUUGAGUUUUUCAAAAAGGGCUUGGUAUCAUGAUGGGAGUUUGGGGGCUUUGAAAAAGAAAAACCUUUGAAAAGGGCGACAGCAAAGUGCUUAUUUAUGUUUAGACUUGGUGGUUAUGGCCACUGCCAUUGGAAAUGUGCAUACUGAAUAAUCUCCC